UGAGUGGAUUGUUUUUGUGAAGUGAUAAGAAGGGGAGUUUCUUGUGUGUCCACAAUGUGUGUUAUUUAAUAGAUCCCCAGGAACUUCUGCAGUCUCCAGAGAUGAAGGUUACCACAGUCUACCUCCUCCAGCUGUCGGCUUUUCUCUUUGGCUUGGGACUUUUCCUCCAUGGAUUCUUCCCAUUGUCAUUCUCAUCCAUGGAAAAGGCGGAUUUUCAGAACUUUCCCAAACACAUAGCAGAAGUCCAACUGGACAGGAGUCAGUACAGAGCAAAGUUCUCACGAACAACAAUCAUGCUGAUUGACGCCCUUCGCCUAGACUUCGUGCAACGACAGGAAAGCAUGCCUCAUGUGCGGAAACUGAUAGAGAAUAAGGAAGCCUGCUUGCUCAAGCUUCGCGUCCAGCCACCAACGGUGACAAUGCCCCGGAUAAAAGCUCUGACUUCAGGGACAAUUCCAAGCUUCAUCGAUGUUAUAUUGAAUUUGGGAAGUUCGGAAGUCAAGACUGACACUUUUCUGCAGCAGACAGCGUCUUCUGGAGGUAAAUUGAUCUUCUACGGUGACAGCACAUGGACCAGAAUGUUCCCGAAUGUGUUCUCGCGCAAGGGGGAGAAUCAGGAUCCGCUCUUCGUCAACGAUUUCUACGAGGGAGACAAAAACAUUACCAAAAACCUGGUAAGUGAGCUCAAACAUCCCGAUUGGAAGAUGAUGGUGCUGCACUAUCUCGGUCUGGAUCACAUAGGACACGCUGAGGGACCGUUCAGUCCGAAGGUUCCUGGGAAAUUGAAGGAAAUGGACGAGAUUGUGAGGAAAAUUGUGUUCGAAAUGACGCGCUGGAAUGCCAAUUUGUACCUGCCCUCGCUCUUCAUAGUCACAGGAGAUCAUGGCAUGAGAGACACUGGUGGCCAUGGUGGAAGUUCAGCUCCUGAAGUAACAGUUCCUCUCCUGGUUGUGGGUUCAAAUUGUGCAUCAACUGAGACACUGUAUAAUCAGAUAGAUUUCGCAGCCACAUUGUCGGUUCUUCUGGGAUUACCAAUUCCGGCUUCCAGCAUAGGAAAUUUGAUUCCUGAAAUGCUGGCGGACUUGACGGAGGAAGAGCAAUUGCUGGCACUGGUAUACAAUGGCGAGAGACUUCUCCAGAAGCUUCUAUUGGAACAAUUUGAUUUGGAUCAGCGAGAAUUCUUCUUGCAACACCAGGAAGGCAAGGAAAUGCACAAAGAGUACCUGAAAAUGAAGCAAAUCGGAGAUGAGGUAAAUCAGUCUCUAUUCAAGCGCGCCAAGCUGUUCUACUUGUCCUCAGCACAAGAAAUGUCCGAUCUUUUGGCCAAGAACUUCGUGAAAUACGACCUCUGGAGCAUUUCUGUCGGAUUAUUCUUAUCAUUCCUCACCACAAUUGCGAGUUUGUCACUCUUCCUCACUGAAAAGGAUACCUUAACCAUCGAUUGGAACUCUUACAAUAUCUUCUUCAUUCUCUUCGGGACUGUUUGCUUAAAGCAUCUGCCCAAAAAGUUCUUCCAAUUGGAUUUUUCACUAUGUUCCUCAGGAUUGGUGGGAAACAUUAUUAUUCUCAUCACAAUUACUAUCAUAAGAAUCAAUUGCAAAAUAAUCCUGAGUGCUGUGAAGGAAAGGAGGACUUCGUGGAUCCCAAAUAUGCACAAUAUACAUCUCUACGUGAUCUUCUGCACUGUCUUCCAUGUGAUCUCAUACGCCAGCAGUUCCUUUAUUGAAGAGGAACACCAGCUGUGGUACUACUUUGGAGUCACACUGUUCAUCAUGCUGCUCUUGGGUGAAUUGAGGAGAUUCAAGUCGGUGUCUUUAAGCACUGAUUUAUCGCAUCUUCAGAAGUUGCACAGCGUAGUGCUGAAAUAUGUGGGAUUGCUCCUGAGCCACAUCUUCCUCCGGAGACUCAAUCAGACGGGCGACAAGUGGCUGAGCGUGCCGGAUAUCGGAGACUGGUUCGUCACAGAGGAGAAUAAGAUGUCCUUGAGUUGGUUCUUCAUCUUCACACUCUUUCUAGUGCUCGUAGUUUGUGGACAGUUCUCGGGAAUCCUCACAGGAGUGCUCACAUUCACCGCUGUUCUUCUAAUCUACUACUCCCGCUCAAUCACUGGUCACGUUACGCUCUUCAGCGUUAUGAAGAGUGACUCUAGAGUCUCACUGCUGCUCUUCUGGGUGAAUGUGCUAGAGAUUGCAGCUAUAAACUACCUUCCAAUCAUCUACAGAAGGUGGAUUCUCAAGAAAUAUCUCCCUCAGGACGGUAAACUGUGGACAGGAGCGAGUAUCACUAUCUUCAGUCUCAUCUCAUGCCUGCUCCACAAGCCACACAACGCUAUUCUCACGGUGGCGUGCAUUCUUACGUGCCAAGUAGUAAAUAAGUCCAUCAAUUCGAUCCUGUCGGGAACGCCAAAGAUUUUCAUGAUAAUCCUGAGUCAUCUCUGGAUUGGGAAGAUGUUCUUCUUCUACCAAGGAAACUCUAAUAGUCUGGCUUCAAUUGAUCUCAAUGCGGGAUAUAUUGGUCUCAAAUCAUUCAAUAUGAUCAUCGUGGGCGUCUUCCUGACCAUCAACACCUUUGGUGGACCACUUCUGGCAGUCCUUCUCAUGCUGCACCAUCUCCAAAGUAAUCACAAGAUAUUCCUGCAGACGUGCGGACUCUUCCUGAUUCUCCCAUUGAACUUCUACAUGGCCAUUGCAACGGGAUUUCGCAAUCAUCUCUUCGUGUGGACUGUCUUCUCGCCAAAAUUGCUCUACGAGGCCUUCAAUUACGGUCUCUUUUACGUGAUCUUCACUGUCUUGGGUGUGACAUGGUGUCAUAAAUCGUGA
Phlebotomus argentipes is the source of this 2819-nucleotide messenger RNA. RefSeq names its product GPI ethanolamine phosphate transferase 2 (gene PIG-G). Bases 102 to 2819 code for a protein of 905 amino acids. Gene Ontology annotation, cellular component: endoplasmic reticulum membrane. The transcript is spliced from 2 exons. Lineage: Eukaryota; Metazoa; Arthropoda; Insecta; Diptera; Psychodidae. Gene Ontology annotation, biological process: GPI anchor biosynthetic process. The record is from RefSeq and is a predicted model, not a curated record.